Messenger RNA from Brassica napus (rape), 639 nucleotides. RefSeq names its product putative F-box/LRR-repeat protein 23. Lineage: Eukaryota; Viridiplantae; Streptophyta; Magnoliopsida; Brassicales; Brassicaceae. Bases 1 to 549 code for a protein of 182 amino acids. The record is from RefSeq and is a predicted model, not a curated record. The transcript has a single exon.
AUGUGCUCUCCAAUAACAACUGAUGGACUUACCGAAGCAAUUGUGAAACUUCCAUUGCUUGAAGAACUCGAGGUCUCAUACUGCUCUUUGUCCGGAGAAUCUCUGAAAAUUGUAGGGCAGUCUCUUCCUAAUCUGAAGACGCUGAAGCUAAACCGCAUUGGAUUCUUGCGUCCUCGUUACGAGAGUGAUGUUGAUGCCCUAGCUAUAGCGGAAACCAUGCAUGGACUUCGCUUCCUUCAGCUCUUUGGAAAUAUAUUAACAAAUGGUGGCUUAAACGCAAUUCUUGAUAAUUGUCCUGACCUAGUACAUCUUGAUUUACGUUUUUAUUUCAACGUUUACAAUGUCGGAGAUCUGAUUACGAGGCUAUGUUCGGAGAAGAUCAAAGUAUUGAGACUACCUUAUGACUCGACUGAUGAUUACCCAUAUGCUGGGAAUUACUACGACAUUGAUUCAUCUGAUGAAGAUAGCCCAUGGCCUCUCAUGGCAGCUAAUGAUUACUACCAUAGCUUUGCAGGUUAUAGUGACCAUUCUGAUGAUGACUAUUAUUAAAUAUAGGCGACCUGCCUACCAAGAUGCAUAGGGUUAAUGUGUCUUGCAUCUGAAUAACUCUGUUUUUUAUUUAACUCAAGAAUAUGUUAU